Molecule: messenger RNA, 881 nt
Organism: Meloidogyne enterolobii
Lineage: Eukaryota; Metazoa; Nematoda; Chromadorea; Rhabditida; Meloidogynidae
Source: the annotation of a GenBank genome assembly
GUAUUUUAACCUUUUUUUUUGUAAAUUUUUUGUUAAGAGUUCUCCAUGAUAUUCGACGGACAAAUAAAACUAGUGCCACAAAGAAUGCUAUUGUGAGGAAUGGAAAAUAUUUUAAAUAUCGAGAACAGGAGUUAAGGCGGUAUUACACUCCUCCCAAUUCCACUUGUGAUAAAGACAUUGUCCUUACUGUUCAAUUACUAAAGCCUUACAAUCGCACUCCAGAAAUACAGGAUUCGCUCAAGAAUCGAACAGAAGUUAAAUUUCUAGUCCGUGGAGAUAUGCCACUUGUCAAACUUCGUGAGAAAAUAUUUUGUGCUUCCGAUUUUUGGUCGAAUUAUGAGGAUUUUGAAAUUGUUCCGCCUGAUCCUGAAUGUUAUUUUGAUCACAAAUUCCCUUCAAGUUUUAUUUUUGUCCACGACACAUUUUAUGUUGACAAAAGGAGAGCAAAUUCUAUUGAUAUUAGCGAGCCAAUAAGAGAAUUUAUGAAAAGAAAGAAAAAAGAUUUUGGAGAAUUUUAUGUGAAAGACAUGGCUGGAGUUAAAAUUAUUGAUUUUAAAUUGAGACUGGGUCAACCUUAUGUUUAUGUUCAUCAAGGAUUUUGUGAGCAUUUGAUUAUAUUCACCGAUUUGCGUUUAUUACUUCCUGGAGAUGUUCAACGAAUCGAAGAUUACCCAAUUCGUCUUUUUGACAUCAAAACCCAAAAACUUUGUUGUGCUUGUAGCGACGAAAUUUCAAGUUUUGUAGUUACUGAAAGUGAUCGUUUGCCAAAUUCUCCGGCAUUUUUCUGUUCAACCUGUUUUACUGCUUUUCAUUAUGAUAAUGGGCAAAGAAUUGGAAAUUUUAAGGCUUAUCAUUAUUUAAAUCAUGCUGGGACUGAAUAG